GAGCAAACAGGAGGCGGCGGGCAGGAGAGCGAGCCAGCGAGUGAGCAGCUGCUCUUACCAGCUGGACUGGGGGCCUGCACCGUGGAAGCAGGAUGAGAAGAUGGCACACUUCUUGUUACCUCGGGGCGCCAACAGCUUCCGCCGGUUCACUCGAGAAUCCUUGGCAGCCAUUGAGAAGCAGAUCGCAGAGAAGCAGGCCCGCAGCGUCACGCAGGAGAGCCGGGACACGCCAACCGAGGAGGAGAAGCCUCGGCCCCAGCUGGACCUGCAGGCAUCCAAGAAGCUGCCCGACCUCUAUGGCAACCCACCCCGAGACCUCAUUGGGGAGCCCCUGGAGGACUUGGACCCCUUCUACAGCACCCAAAAGACCUUCAUUGUACUGAACAAAGGGAAGACCAUCUUCCGAUUUAGUGCCACAAAUGCCUUGUACAUCCUCAGCCCCUUCCACCCCAUCCGGAGAGCAGCAGUUAAAAUCCUGGUUCAUUCGCUGUUCAGCAUGUUUAUCAUGUGUACCAUUCUAACCAACUGUGUGUUCAUGGCCCAACACGAGCCCCCACCAUGGACCAAGUAUGUUGAGUACACUUUUACUGCCAUUUAUACCUUUGAGUCAUUGGUAAAAAUAUUGGCGCGAGGAUUUUGUCUCAACGCAUUCACCUUUCUCCGAGACCCAUGGAACUGGCUAGAUUUCAGCGUGAUUGUCAUGGCAUACACCACUGAAUUUGUGGACCUGGGCAAUGUCUCAGCCCUACGAACCUUCCGAGUCCUCCGGGCCCUGAAAACUAUAUCGGUCAUUUCAGGCCUGAAGACCAUCGUGGGGGCCCUGAUCCAAUCAGUGAAAAAGCUCGCAGACGUGAUGGUCCUCACUGUCUUCUGCCUCAGUGUCUUUGCCCUCAUAGGUCUCCAACUCUUCAUGGGCAAUUUAAGGAACAAGUGUGUCCGGAACUUUGAGGUCCUGAAUGGGACCAAUGGCACUGUGGUGUCCGAUGGCCAAAUGUGGGAGUCGGUGGAGGAAUACAUCAGCGACUCAGAUAACUAUUUGCUGAAGAACGGAACCUCAGACGUGUUGCUGUGUGGGAACAGUUCGGAUGCAGGGACAUGUCCAGAAGGCUAUCACUGUCUGAAGGCUGGAGAAAACCCAGACCACGGCUACACCAGCUUUGACUCCUUUGGCUGGGCCUUCCUCGCCCUGUUCCGCCUGAUGACUCAAGAUUGUUGGGAGCGUCUCUACCAGCAGACGCUGAGGUCCGCCGGGAAGAUCUACAUGAUCUUCUUCAUGCUCGUCAUCUUCCUGGGCUCCUUCUACCUGGUGAACCUGAUUCUGGCCGUGGUGGCCAUGGCCUAUGAGGAGCAAAACCAGGCCACGAUCGCUGAGACUGAGGAGAAGGAGAAGCGUUUCCAGGAGGCCAUGGAGAUGCUGAAGAAGGAGCACGAGGCUCUGACAGCCAGGGGCAUGGACACCGUGUCCAGGAGUUCCUUUGAGAUGUCCCCCCUGGCCCCAAAGACAGCACCAGACAGGAGGAGCAGGAGGAGAAAGAGACAGUCCUCGGGGACAGAUGAAUGUGGGGAAGACAGAUUCCCCAAAUCGGACUCGGACGAUGGUCCUCGGAGAAUGACCCUUCUGGGCAUCAACCACGGCCCCCACAGGAGCUCCCUGAAGCGCCGAUCCAGUCACGGCAGCGUCUUCACCUUCCGCCGGAGGGACCUGGGCUCUGAGACAGACUUUGCGGACGAUGAGAUCAGCACUCCUGGGGAGGUGGAGAGUCACCGGGCCUCCCUCCUGGUGCCCUGGCCUGCUCGGAGGCCCAGCACUCAAAGCCAAGCCAGCCCAGGGCUCCCAAAUGCUCCCAGCUUCCUACACAAUGGCAAGAGGAACAGCGCUGUGGACUGCAAUGGCGUGGUCUCCCUCUUGGCCUCGGGGGUCCCGGAGGCCACGUCCCCAGGGGGAAGCCUACUGUCUCCCAUGAUUCUGGAGAAGCCCCGCCCUCCAGACUCGACCUCGGCGUCAGAAGAAGUCAGCAAGAAGCAGCUCCUGCUGCCCCAGCGCCUGUCCCUGGAGUACUCUGAGGAGCCCCGGGAGCGGCAGCGGGCCCUGAGUGCCGUCAGUGUCAUCACCAGCGCCCUGGAAGAGCUGGAGGAGUCACAUCGGAAGUGCCCCCCCUGCUGGAACCGCUUUGCUCAGAACUACCUGAUCUGGGAGUGCUGCCCUCUGUGGCUGGCCGUCAAGAAGAAUGUCAAGUUUGUCGUCAUGGAUCCUUUCACCGACCUCACCAUCACCAUCUGCAUCGUGCUCAACACCCUCUUUAUGGCUCUGGAGCAUUACAACAUGACACCUGACUUUGAGGAGAUGCUGCAGGUCGGCAACCUGGUGUUCACUGGCAUCUUCACGGCAGAAAUGACCUUCAAGAUCAUUGCCCUGGACCCCUACUACUACUUCCAGCAGGGCUGGAACAUCUUCGACAGCAUCAUUGUCAUCCUGAGCCUCAUGGAGCUGGGCCUGUCCCGCAUGGGGAACCUGUCAGUGCUGCGCUCCUUCCGACUGCUGAGGGUCUUCAAACUGGCCAAGUCCUGGCCCACCCUCAACACCCUCAUCAAGAUCAUUGGCAACUCGGUGGGGGCGCUGGGGAACCUGACCCUGGUGCUGGCCAUCAUCGUCUUCAUCUUCGCCGUGGUGGGCAUGCAGCUGUUUGGGAAGAACUACUCGGAGGAGAGGCACCGCAUCAGCAGCUCGGGCCUGCUGCCCCGCUGGCACAUGAUGGACUUCUUCCAUGCCUUCCUCAUCAUCUUCCGCAUUCUGUGUGGGGAGUGGAUAGAGACCAUGUGGGAUUGCAUGGAGGUAUCCGGCCAGUCCCUCUGCCUCCUCGUCUUCCUCCUCGUCAUGGUCAUUGGUAACCUGGUGGUCCUGAAUUUGUUCUUGGCCUUGCUGCUCAGCUCCUUCAGCGCAGACAACUUGACGGCCCCGGAUGAGGAUGGAGAGAUGAACAAUCUCCAGCUGGCCCUUGCCCGGAUUCAGAGGGGUCUUCGCUUUGUCAAGCGCACCACCUGGGACUUCUGCUGCAGCCUCCUCAAACGGCCACGAGACGUGGCAGCCAGUAAGAAAGCCGCAGGCACACCAGCAGUGCCCCUGGCCCCCGGCGGCCUGCCCAGCUGUGUGGCCGGCCAAGGUUCCACAGAGCUGGAGAAAGUGCCCGACGCCACCCGCAAGGAGACCAGGUUUGACGAGAAGAAGCAGGCUGACCCAAGCCACGGGGAUGUGGGCAAGGAACCGGCGGACUUCACGGGGGACCCAGAGUCAUCCGUGCACGUGCCCAUUGCUGUGGCCGAGUCGGACAUUGAAGAUCACGAGGAGGACGAGGACAAUAGCCUCGGCACCGAGAUGGAGUCCAGCAAACAGCAGAGACACGAUGACGACACCUAUUCCGAGGGCAGCACCGCUGACAUGACCAAUACUGCUGACCUCCUGGAGAAGAUAGCUGACCUGGGGGAGGACGUGAAGGACCCCGAGGACUGCUUCACCGAGGGCUGUGUCCGGCGCUGUCCCUGCUGCACGGUGGACACAACACAGUUUCCUGGCAAGGUCUGGUGGAGGCUCCGGAAAACCUGCUACCGCAUCGUGGAGCACAGUUGGUUCGAGACCUUCAUCAUCUUCAUGAUUUUGCUGAGCAGCGGCGCCCUGGCCUUUGAAGACAUCUACCUGGAGGAGCGUAAGACCAUCAAGGUCCUCCUGGAAUAUGCGGACAAGAUGUUCACCUACAUCUUUGUCCUAGAGAUGCUGCUCAAGUGGGUGGCCUAUGGCUUUAAGAAGUACUUCACCAAUGCCUGGUGCUGGCUGGACUUCCUCAUCGUGGAUGUCUCUCUAAUAAGCCUCGUGGCAAACACACUCGGCUUCGCGGAAAUGGGUCCCAUCAAGUCGCUGCGGACACUGCGUGCUCUGAGGCCCCUGAGAGCGCUGUCCCGAUUCGAAGGCAUGAGGGUUGUGGUCAAUGCUCUGGUUGGUGCCAUCCCUUCCAUCAUGAAUGUCCUGCUCGUCUGCCUCAUCUUCUGGCUCAUCUUCAGCAUCAUGGGCGUGAAUCUCUUUGCUGGGAAGUUUGGAAGGUGUAUCAACCAAACAGAGGGAGACUUACCCUUGAACUACACCUUCGUGAACAACAAAAGUGAGUGCGAGCUGCACAACAGUACUGGGGAAUUGUACUGGAUCAAAGUGAAAGUCAACUUUGACAACGUUGGAGCUGGUUACUUGGCCCUGCUGCAAGUGGCAACAUUUAAAGGCUGGAUGGACAUCAUGUAUGCUGCUGUGGACUCCAGGGGGUGUGAAGAACAGCCUCAGUGGGAGUACAACCUCUACAUGUACCUCUACUUCGUGAUUUUCAUCAUCUUUGGAUCUUUCUUCACCCUGAACCUCUUUAUCGGUGUUAUCAUUGACAACUUCAACCAACAAAAGAAAAAGUUAGGGGGACAAGACAUCUUCAUGACAGAGGAACAGAAGAAGUAUUACAAUGCAAUGAAGAAGCUUGGGUCUAAGAAGCCCCAGAAACCAAUCCCAAGGCCCCUGAACAAAUACCAGGGCUUCAUCUUCGACAUUGUCACCAAGCAGGCCUUUGAUGUCACCAUCAUGUUCCUCAUCUGCCUGAACAUGGUGACCAUGAUGGUGGAGACGGACGAUCAGAGCCCUGAGAAGAUCAGCAUCCUGGCCAAGAUCAACCUGCUGUUCGUGGGCAUCUUCACGGGCGAGUGCGUCAUCAAGGUCAUCGCCCUGCGCCACUACUACUUCACCAACAGCUGGAACAUCUUUGACUUUGUGGUCGUGAUUCUUUCCAUUGCGGGAACUGUCCUCUCCGACAUCAUCCAGAAGUACUUCUUCUCCCCGACGCUCUUCAGAGUCAUCCGCCUGGCGCGGAUCGGCCGCAUCCUCCGGCUGAUCCGAGGGGCCAAAGGGAUUCGCACGCUGCUCUUUGCCCUCAUGAUGUCCCUCCCCGCCCUCUUCAACAUCGGCUUGCUGCUCUUUCUCGUCAUGUUCAUCUACUCCAUCUUUGGCAUGGCCAACUUUGCCUACGUGAAGUGGGAGGCCGGGAUCGAUGACAUGUUCAACUUCCAGACGUUCGCCAACAGCAUGCUCUGCCUCUUCCAGAUCACCACGUCCGCGGGCUGGGACGGGCUCCUCAGCCCCAUCCUCAACACGGGGCCCCCGUACUGUGACCCCAACCUGCCUAACCCCACCAACUCCCGGGGGAACUGCGGGAGCCCGGCCGUGGGCAUCCUCUUCUUUGUCACCUACAUCAUCAUCUCCUUCCUCAUCGUGGUGAACAUGUACAUAGCGAUCAUCCUCGAGAACUUCAGUGUGGCCACGGAGGAGAGCACAGAGCCGCUGAGCGAGGACGAUUUUGACAUGUUCUAUGAGAUCUGGGAGAAGUUCGACCCGGAGGCCACUCAGUUCAUCGAGUACUCCGCUCUGUCGGACUUUGCCGACGCCUUGUCCGACCCCCUGCGCAUUGCCAAGCCCAACCAGAUCAGCCUCAUCAACAUGGAUCUGCCCAUGGUCAGUGGGGACCGCAUUCACUGCAUGGACAUCCUCUUUGCCUUCACCAAGCGGGUCCUGGGAGAGUCUGGGGAGAUGGACGCCCUGAAGAUCCAGAUGGAAGAGAAGUUCAUGGCGGCCAAUCCCUCCAAGAUCUCCUACGAGCCCAUCACCACCACGCUCCGGCGCAAGCACGAGGAGGUGUCGGCCACGGUCAUCCAGCGGGCGUUCCGAAGACACCUGCUGCAGAGGUCCGUGAAGCACGCCUCCUUCCUCUACCGCCAGCAGACCAGCGAUGGCACCCUGUCUGGGGACGACGCCCCGGAGCGCGAGGGCCUCAUUGCCUACAUGAUGAACGAGAACUUCUCCCGGCGCUCGGGCCCGUCAGACUCGGUCUCCUCCACAUCCCUCCCCCCAUCCUACGAUAGCGUCACCAGAGCCACGAGUGACAACAUCCAGGCCCGAAUGUCCGAGUACAGCCAGACCGACGACUUUGUGGACUACCCCACAUCCCCAGACAGGGACCGGGAGUCCAUCGUGUGAGGCCCUCCCGGCCGCACGGCUGGGACAAGGUCAACAGAACCCUCUCCUGCCGCGACAAUCCACCAAGGCACCUUCUUCCUGAGUGUUUGUGACAAAAUCGGCUUCCGCAGAUUUCCUUCCUCCGGCUCCCAGGGAUAAGCGAUCCCCUUUGACCCCGCCCCCUCGACGCUGCUCCCCAGUGAUGUGGCUGCGUAAGCGCAGGGAGUACUCGGGAAGGGUCAGCCUCAUGGGCGGGGUGGGGCGGCCACACUCCAGGCGCCUGAAGCUAGUCUCAGCGCCCAUAGCCCGUCGCCCCGACAGAAGUCAGGCGAACGCCUCCCGCACCUUGGGUUUUGAGAACUUCUCAACCCUAGCUGUCGUAGCACAAUGGGAUUCUCUUCCUAUAUAUGUACGGGCUUUCAUCGAUUUGUUAUAUUUGAUAUUUUUUUACUUCAGCCCAUAACGGUCCCCUCCCCACCCCCUACCCUCAGAAGUGAUGCGAACUCGUGCCGCCUCUUGCAGUUUCUGAGCUCAAGUGACUUCUUCCUUCUGAGCUGACAGACUGCAAAGCUUGCUCUCUCCAAGGAGAGCGAGGCUCCGGGGAUCUCUCUGGGUGCCCAGCUCCAAGCAGUCGGCCUCACCGAGGUCUGGAGCCACAUGGUCACUGGCUCCUCUGAUCCACGGCAGACAAGUGGACAGGGCAACAGCCACAUUACGCUUCAGGCUGGGAGGCCCUUAGUAAAGCUGUGUUCUCCUUCCCACACUAAGGGAGUCAGGUCCCAUGUCACAGGGGCCCAGCUGGGACGAGAGGCUCAGGUCCUGUUUUCUUCUCUGCAGCUGAAUUGUCACUUGACCCGGAGCAGGCCACCCACCCUGGCUGGGUCUCCUUAUCUAUCUAAUGGAGGGGCUGGACAAGGCAAUCUCAGAACAUCCCUUCAGUUUCAUGAUGACUCCUCCAGGCCAGAAAAAGAAGGUGGAACCUCUUUCCUUUAGCAUCACAAGUACAGAGGAAUCCUUCUGAAAGGGAGUCUGGGAGUGUCCCACCUAGUCCUUCCAGAAACAAGCUCCCUGUAGGGCCCUCACUCAAGUAAGAGUAUUAAAAACAAAAACAAAAACAAAACAUGAUGACAAUCAUGGGCACUUUGGAGGACCCUGUCUGCCUCUUCUGGGAGGCCGGCAGGCUAUGGGUGGGCCACUGGGGAGGGCAGCAUGCCUUCUGGGAGUGAGCCUGGCCAGUGAGGAAGUCAGCUCCGACACCCACCAGACAAGGACUGGCUUGGCUCUUUUUUCAGGGGAGUGAGAGCCUCCAAGGGCCAGAGCCAAGGGAGUCGGGGAGCAGUAGGGCCAGGCUCCUGAUCUGUGACUACUGCCCAAGACCUGGCUUUGUGUGUAAAGAGAGGGGGGGUGGGGGUGGCUUCAGCCCAGGGAGGGAAAUUCCGGGUUCGACAUCAGAGCCUGCAUCUCUUCCUGAAAUGAAGCCUCUGGUCCCGAGAGGACAUGAGCGACACAAUGGAGUUCAGAACAGCAGGAGGGGAGAGGCAAAGGAAGGACACUCUGGGCCAUGUUCAAGGUCUCCCUUUGACCCUAUGGAAAGCACACCCCUCUUUUCCCACCUGUCCAAACUUCCAGCCUCAGCGUUCAGAAGGUCUGCCCAGAGAACGGGUAUGUUACGAGGAAAAGUAGCCAUUGCUCUCCAUCGGGGGAAAUGGAGGUACCAGGGACAUCUCUACCCUGUGUCACAGCUGAUUGUGGGUCACAGCCUGGGUUGCUGAGUGAGGCAGGCAGAAUCCACAUGGGGCUAACAGUGAGAAGCCCAUGUAGGAAGGAUUUUUCAGGGAAAACCAAUAUCUUUUUAUAGUCCUUGAGACCUAAUCAGCUCCUGUCCAUGCAGAUGUAAAACCCCACACAUCUGCAUACCCCACUUGUGUUUCUACACACACACACACACACACACACACACACACACACACACAUAUAGAGACAAGUGACCUGGAUCAGUAACACACCUAUAUGGCUUCUAUACAUCAUCUUUAUGCAGCCAGGGGAGACUUGUUCCAGAGCCCCUUGGUCUGGGCCAAUGUCUAGCAGCCAAAUUAGCGUGUGAACUUGGGCAAGUCACUUCAUCUCUCUGUGCCUCAGUUGGACCCACAUGAAAAAUGGGUUUAAUGAUACCUACCUCUCACAGGUGUUGACAGAGCGAAUGUCUGCAAAGUUUUGGGUGAGAUAGAAUGAAAGGCACUACAGGAGUGUAAAGUAUUAUUUCUCCUCACUUUCUCAAAAUGUUUCCAUUACAACCCCCCUCGGGUCCCCUCCGUGCCCUUCCCUCCCCCCAUCCCGUCCUCCCAUCCCUCCUUUUCCCCUUCCCAUGAGCUCCUAGCUCCUCCUGAAUCUAGAGUGGAGCUAGAUUUCACUGAGUGAUGGCUCCUACUAUGUUUCUGAGUGGAAACCUUAUUUUUCUAUCAGCGAAUUUUACUCUCCAAGACUUCCCCAAGUGAGAGUCAUCUUUCUGUACCCUCAGGGGAGGUGGCUUGUCCAUGUAGGCCCCUGUGGCUUUGUCUGUGCCUGCCGAGGAUGGACUCUACAGUGGGCACAUUGAAUGUGACCUGGGGCCCUUAGGAGGGUUUCUUGGCCUGCCUGGCCAGAGCUGGCCGGGCCCCAGAAGGCUGGGCCCCCCCUCCCACCGGGGAGGCAGUGUGCUUCCAUCCACAGUCCGGGACAGACAGAAGCAGACGACUUCUCUUAUCAUACUUCUGGCAUUUUUAUUUCAGAA
This is a messenger RNA of Dromiciops gliroides (monito del monte), 8804 nucleotides long. It is a transcript of the gene SCN5A, whose product is annotated as sodium voltage-gated channel alpha subunit 5. The transcript is spliced from 27 exons. Gene Ontology annotation, cellular component: axon; voltage-gated sodium channel complex; plasma membrane. The coding region runs from base 101 to 6055 and encodes 1984 amino acids. The record is from RefSeq and is a predicted model, not a curated record. Gene Ontology annotation, biological process: sodium ion transmembrane transport; regulation of heart rate; membrane depolarization during action potential. Gene Ontology annotation, molecular function: voltage-gated sodium channel activity involved in cardiac muscle cell action potential. NCBI's taxonomy places the organism in Eukaryota, Metazoa, Chordata, Mammalia, Microbiotheria, Microbiotheriidae.